CUGCCUCAGUUUUCUGUAAUCGUUUUUUCUGCUGCUGCUACCUCCAGUUAAAUAGCUAGGACACGGGAGCGAGCAGACGGCCGUGUGAGGAUAUACUUUUUUCGGUACCUUGGGAUUACGACGCCGAAUUGCAGCAUCGACGGCCAGCCGCCAGGUAAUAUCGACACACGCAUUCAAGCCGCGCCUCGUAGAUUCACGAAAAGGCCCACGAUGUCCAGCGAAGUACAGAGACCGGACGACAGCCCCAGCACCAGCGGGGGAAGCUCGGAUAUCGAACAAAGGGAAUCGGUACCGCCCGAGCAGGAGCGCGAGCAAGCACAGCCCAAAAAGAAGGAGACCAAGAUCUCGAGUAAAACCGCUGCUAAACUCUCAACUAGCGCCAAGAGGAUUCAGAAAGAGCUCGCAGAAAUAACACUAGACCCUCCUCCCAACUGCAGCGCUGGCCCAAAAGGAGACAACAUCUACGAGUGGAGGUCGACCAUCCUGGGACCCCCGGGCUCCGUGUACGAGGGAGGAGUCUUCUUCCUGGACAUCGCCUUCACGCCAGACUACCCCUUCAAACCCCCCAAGGUCACCUUUCGAACGAGGAUCUAUCACUGCAACAUCAACAGUCAGGGGGUGAUCUGUCUGGACAUCCUGAAGGACAACUGGAGCCCCGCCCUCACCAUCUCCAAGGUGCUGCUGUCCAUCUGCUCCCUGCUCACAGACUGCAACCCAGCCGACCCUCUGGUGGGAAGCAUCGCCACACAGUACCUGACCAACAGAACAGAGCAUGACAGAAUAGCCAAACAAUGGACGAAGAGAUACGCCACAUAGACUCCCCCCCUCCUUUACCUCCCUCCUCCUCCUCGUCCUCCUCACUGCACCUCUCUCUACCUCUCGCUCUCACCCUUAUUAGUCUGUCAAAGCACACUCACUAAGUGCAACGGUAAACCCGCCCUCCUCUCCUCCUCAGACUCCUCCCUCUCUCCCACAUUUUAUCUACCUUUUCUGUGUUAAAAAAAAACAACAACCUUAAACUAAAAAAAAAAAAAAAAAAAAAAGUCCUUUGUUCCUUGUUGACUUGAAAGCUUCUUUUUUAUACAAAGAGUAGAUUGGGAUUUUUAUUUUCCAAUAUCUGAAUGUUGGAAGUAUUGUAUUGGAGAAAAAAACACAGAAUAUAAUAACGAUCGUACGCAUCGUCCUCUGGCUACACAGUAUGUAUUCUUCAUUUUCUUAGCAGCACCUGGAACAAACAUGCAGAUGAUUUGCUUUAGUUUUGCUCUUUGUUUUUUUUAUCUUGUAUUUGUCAUCGACAUGUUAUCUGCAUGUAACGGGAAGGUUUGCGUCAAUGGAUCCUUCAUGCUUUUUUCACCUCCUCUGAUUUUGUUUGUACUGUAUGUAUUUUUUCAAAGGCUUUUGAGGCAGACCACAAAAGUAUAGGUCUGCCUGUGAAAGAGGCAGGACUUGUAUAUUUACUGGCUACCCGCCACCUCUGCAAUUGCAGAGUGGUUUGUUGUGCACUUGUAUUACUGAAGCACCCAAUAAAAACACACUGUGGUCGGCUUGUGAGAAAAAAAAAAAAAAAAACA
Labrus mixtus (cuckoo wrasse) is the source of this 1571-nucleotide messenger RNA. RefSeq names its product ubiquitin-conjugating enzyme E2E 2 (gene ube2e2). The transcript has 6 exons. Gene Ontology annotation, biological process: protein polyubiquitination. The record is from RefSeq and is a predicted model, not a curated record. Bases 211 to 816 code for a protein of 201 amino acids. Lineage: Eukaryota; Metazoa; Chordata; Actinopteri; Labriformes; Labridae. Gene Ontology annotation, cellular component: nucleus. Gene Ontology annotation, molecular function: ubiquitin conjugating enzyme activity.